Molecule: messenger RNA, 6898 nt
Organism: Conger conger (European conger)
Lineage: Eukaryota; Metazoa; Chordata; Actinopteri; Anguilliformes; Congridae
Product: AT-rich interactive domain-containing protein 3B-like
Exons: 9
Coding region: 334-2211 (625 amino acids)
Biological process (GO): regulation of transcription by RNA polymerase II
Cellular component (GO): nucleus
Molecular function (GO): DNA binding
Source: RefSeq, a predicted model, not a curated record
UUCUGGAACUUGUUGCUGUCACGGGGCGGGCCUUGUAGAUGUUGUGUGCUUAGUCGGGGGGUGUAACACAGGGGGAGGAAAUCGGGCAAAGGAGUGGGAGCCCCAACGCGCGGCGCUCCGAGAGAUGAGGUUGGCUUUUUCCCCUCCUGAUCUUCCUUUUUUUAAUUACUAAAUAGCAGACUGAAGUUUCGCUUCGGGAGCUCCGCGGACACCGCGUUUCUGCUUGAGGGAGAUUUUAAAGCGCUUCGAGUGAAUGCACGCUUUCCUGGCUUGUUUGUUUGUGGCCGAGAGUGUCAGCGAAGAGGGAACAGAAGGUUAACCUGGGAAGAAGGGAUGGUGGACAAUUCCGGUAGCAGCAAGGCACAAAUGCCGAGCCUGUCCCAGGAGGGCGGUCUGGGCAGCGGGCUUUCCCAGGCCGCCUCGGCGGGCGUGAAGCUGGAGGCCGUGAUGGAGCAGCUCCAGCGCCAGCAGCAGGCCCGUCUGGAGAUGGAGAGGAAGGAGCGGCACCUCCGCGAGGCGCGCAUCAUGUACUCCCAGCAGCUGGCGGCGCAGCAGGCCAUCCUGGCCGCCCACAGGGCCUCGGGGGCCCCUCUGGUGCCUGCGUUUCUGGGCAAGGGCCUGGGCGUGGCGGUGGGCCCCGGAGGUGGCCCCUUGGCGAGGGCGUCCAACCAGAGCAGCGUGGAUUCCGAACGGGAGGAGGAGGACAGGGGCCGGGACUCUGAGGAAGAGGAGGAGGAGGAGGAGGAUGAGGGGGAAGAGCGGAUGAUGAUGGAGGGAGAGGACAGCAGCGAGGAGGAUGUGGAAAGAGGAGGUGGAGCAGGAGGACUGGAGUACCUCCGCGAACAGACCCUGGCGCUGCAGAGGGGCGUCUCGCGGCUGCCCCACCGGCCCUUCCCUGCCUUCUCCUCCCCCUCGUCCGCCCCCGCGGCCCCCCGCGCUCCCUCGCCGCCCGUCAGGGUGAAACAGGAGCCCCUGGAGGACGAGAGCCAGUCCCCCCGGGGGCACCCCUCCUCCUCGUCCCCCAAUGGCCAGGCGGACUGGGCGUACGACGAGUCCUUCAAACAGAACGGAAACGCCUCCUGGACCGAUGAAGCCGAUGGUGGGAGAGGAAGAGGAGAGGCGUCCAGAGACUUUGCCAAGCUGUACGAGUUGGACCUCGACCCAAAUCGGAAGGAGUUCCUGGAUGACCUGUUCACCUACAUGCAGAAACGAGGAACCCCGGUGAACAGGAUCCCCAUCAUGGCCAAGCAGGUUCUGGACCUGUACAUGCUGUACAAGCUGGUGACGGAGAAGGGUGGCCUGGUGGAGGUCAUCAACAAGAAGAUCUGGAGGGAGAUCACCAAGGGCCUCAGCCUGCCCACCUCCAUCACCAGCGCGGCCUUCACCCUCCGCACGCAGUAUAUGAAGUACCUGUACCCGUACGAGUGUGAGCGGAUGGGUUUGAGCUCGCCCGGCGAGCUGCAGGCCGCCAUCGACAGCAACCGGCGGGAGGGCCGGCGGCCCAGCUACAGCACCAGCCUCUUCCGCUUCUCCCCCUCGCCCGGCGCCGCCCCCCGCAUCCUCUCCCCCCCCAAAAUGCCCCUGUCCUCCCUGGGCACGGGGCCCGCGGGGGGCCACAACGGCCUGCAGGCCUCCCCGGGGUCGGCUCUGAAGAAAGGCGCAGAGGAGAGCGCCCCCUCCAGGCUGGCCGGCAGGCUGCCUGGCAGGCUUCCCAUGGCACUGGCGCUGGGUCACCAGCAGGUGGCAGGCCUGGCGCGGGCAGCCACCCUGGAGCAGCUGCGGGAGAAGCUGGAGACGGGCGACGGGCCGGAGAGGAAGAUGGCGCGGCUGGCGGAGGAGCAGCAGAGGCUGAUGCAGCAGGCCUUCCACCACAACCUGCUGGCCAUGGCCUCGCAGGUCCCCAGCAGCCUGCGCCUCAACAGCGCCCGGGAAGAUAAACAGGAUCUGUCCCUCACCAUCUCCACUAACGGAGCCACCAGCGUCAGCGUGUCGGUGGAGGUCAACGGCAUUCUCUACUCAGGAAUGCUCUACGCUCAGAAGUCUGCUCCAGCACCGGCAGCAGCGGCCACCAUUCCCGCAUCCGCCACAGCGCCCCCCGCUGGCCCCAGCGGGGGGUUCGGGAUUCUCUCCUCUGCCCACAGCCCGAGCCCCCCCCCCUCUUCCUCCAAGGGCCCCAGCUCUGCUGAGCCUUCCGCCAGCAGCUCGCCCUAGCCCUGGCCGCCACCGGCACCCGCUGCCCAGGCUUUUCCACAACCUCCAGGCUCCAGCAGGGUCACGUCAGUACCUCAGUCGAUCCGCUCCACAGGCGGAAACCAAGCAACAAGUACCUCAGCACUCCUGUUGACCGUGGCUGUUCACACGUGUAAAAGCAUGGUCUGAAGCGAAACUACUCGUGUGUACACUCUCACACAGAAAACUCACACAUACACAAACACAUAUGCACGCACCCACAUCUGCACACACACACACACACACACACACACACACACACACACACACACACACACACAAAGGAAAUCGCAUGACACAGAAAAUGUACAACCAAAACCCUCGGACAGGUGUUCACAACUGAACUUGAACAUUUUUCUUUCUAAUUUUUACAUGUUUUGUUGCCAUGUGUUGUCUUUUGAAUUGCAUUUAGUAUAAUUCUCCCUUCUCUUUUUACAUACCUCAAAUCAAGUAAUCUGCAGUGGUGUAAUCAUGCAACUAUCUUUACCUCAAGAGCUGUAGUGUACUUUAGAUGAAUGAACUUUAUUUUUUAUAUUGUGUUCAAAUCUGAGGAAUCUUUGAUUUGUGCUAUGUUCUCCUAACGGGGAGCUUUCACUGAAUGUUUCGCCAUGAUGGUGGACAAGCCAUCAUAAUUCAAUCAGAUAGCGUGCUGUGAAAGCUCACCUUCUCCGUCUAAUGUUUUGAACAACCAUUUCAUACCAGACGUCAUUCAGCUCCUCUUCCACAUGUGUGAGGAGGGGGCUGUGGAGUCUUCAUAAGUCGGUCUGCUGAAUUUCUCGACUUCUGAUGCGAGAGAAUGAUUAGACGUGAGUUCUAUGCAAAAGCAAGCGUUCUUCUGGUUUGAACUGUAUCAGUUAAUUUGGAGGAGAAAACCAGACUUGGGCUCGCGCAAGCUUGUGGUUCAGAAUGCUGUCGCCUCCUCAGCUACAGCGAAGACGUCUAACCUCAAGCCUGCGCCACUCCCCUAGCAACUGUCACUUAAUAUGAAGUGGUGGCGGAAACUGCAGGGGGGCACCCGUCGUUCAGCCUCCCAGUGCAUUGUGGAUGUUAGUGCUUUCCCCUAAGGAAAGGAGUCCUGACAACAACAACUAAAAAACAAACGAAGCCACGGAAGGAUAUUUUUCUUGCUGACGCAGCAGGACCAGAUGUUUUGUAAAAACACAGUUUAUAUUUCAUACCUCACAAUUGCCUUUCCAUAUUGGAGAGCAUCUUUCUCAGGAAUCGGAGAGGUGUCCCCUCCCUCAUUGGAGUAGACUCCCUUCAUUAAAAACAGGACUUUGUACCAAAAUAAAAAUGCACAACUCUGUGAGCCUGUUCAAAGACAUACCUCAAGACUCGUACGGAGAAUGACGUACACAGCAUACCUCACGCGGUCAAGCGGACCGACUCGCCUGCCUCGUUUGAAACCCGGCAAUAUCGACGGUCCACGGAGUGUCAGCAAAUCAGGAACGCCGCACUCCGGACAGGAAUCCGACUUUAAAACAACUAUGCUUUGUCUUCAAGAAAUGCUGAGCCCUACUAGAAAGGCUCUUGCUUUCUCCGCCCCUUCGCUCCCAGCAGGUGUUGGUUAUUGUUUUUAUUAGAAUGCCCUGCCUCGUAGAAUCAGUGCCAGUGUUUCACGUCCCGCCCACCCUGGUGAAUGUUAGUCUCAGAUUAUUGCACAGCUGAAUACCAAAGACUGCCCCGGUGUCUCUCAGUUUCUAACGCACGCCUGCGUUGCCGUGUCGUCAUUCGUUGAGGCCGGACCCGGAAGCAGCAGGGACGUCACCCGAUUGGACAAUAACAGCCAAACCUGCUGCCUUUGCACGACAACUCUCAUCCGGUUCUGUGUAUUAGCUCUGCAUGCUGUGUGUGCCGUUUGAUUCUGAUUGGGUCUAACUGGUCGUGUUGAUGUUGCGUUGAUGGAACCAGAAGUGGUUUGGCGUUUUUUCACGGUGUCCAGCCUCUCGCUUCUGAGGCCGCGUCCUCUGGACGCACGUUCUCUGCACGUUCUCUGCACGUUCUCGGCACGUUCUCGGGCACGUUCUCGGGCACGUUCUCGGCACGUUCUCGGCACGUUCUCGGCACGUUCUCGGGCACGUUCUCGGCACGUUCUCGGGCACGUUCUCGGGCACGUUCUCGGGCACGUUCUCGGCAUGGUUUAGCCGCGUAAAACCCAGUCUCAGUCUCGGUGUGCUUUAAACAAAAGCUUGGAACUAUGCUCCAACAUGACCUCUCUUGACGUGAGUUGCACAACAACCUUAGCUAUAGCCUCUGGCAGAUUGGUUUGGCCAACUUAUUUCCAUCAUGACUAUUUUUUUGGAUUCCUCCCACUGUUCACCCACACGCAUGCUUAUUCAUACACUUCUGUUCUGGCACAGGGAACUUUUAAAGGAAGAUCAUUUUCUUUAUGGUUACAUGCCUGUUUCUCUUUGCUUUCCCAUCAUGGAUUUCCCAGAGCCUGACCACUUUAGCUUAAAUUUGCCUGUUUUUUGCCUGUGUUUAACGGGCCAGUUGACUUGUGAUAAUACACUAUAUGACAAUCCGUCACUAACCGGCUUUCUUCAAAGAUGCCUUUGAAGAUGGAAGGUGCCAUAUUUCUCGGAUGUAGUCUUGUCGAUACCUUAGUCAUUUUAACCACUCCUGGUGUUUUCCCCACGCUCUUUGUAGAAGAAAACCAAAUGAUCACGCAAGAUUGUAAUUUACAUCAGGUUUCAAAACUAAUUUUGUUUCCCCUCUUGCACAUGGAUUUUCUGUGAUACUGAAGUGAUACUAAAGAAAGGAGUUCCCAAGGAAACCGGUACUUUUUAUAUCACAGUCACUGAAGCUAAGAAAUUAUUGCCUGGGCCCUUAUUGCUCUGUGUGUGUGUGUGUGUGUGUGUGCGUGCGUGUGCGUGCGUGCAUGCGUGUGGAGAAGCUUGCAGGUGUAUAAACGUGGGUGUGUGAGAAAGUAAGAGACAAUGAGGAUCAGUGACAAGAAACCAAAUCUGGUCAUCUGAAUCCAGGUACAACUCAGGGACAGAUGUACAGAUGAUCAAACACAGAUGUAUUCAUUUGCAUUUUCAAGAUUUGUGACUGAAGGCAGUUUGGCAUUGUGUGUCUGUGGGAUGUUUUAUCUUCAGUGUCGGGGGGAGUUAUGUUCCUGUAAUCGUGUGUGUGUGUGUGUGUGUGUGUGUGUGGGUGCGGGGAAAUUAAGUGGGGGCAUGGCAAAGAUUAUUCAUUGUUCAUUGUUGCCUCAUACAAUGAAAGCAUUUAAUAAAACGCCAUAACAUGUGCUGCCUACAAUGGCUGGAAACAUUGUGCUGUACAGAUAUAAAUAGAACAUGAAAAGAAAUAAAAUGGGGGCUGGUGGUCCUUUGAUAGCUUCCUCACACUGUGCAUUCCGACUGACUCAAUGUAAAUUAUAUGGUAUCAGUCACAGAAAGAAAAAGAAAAACCUUUGGAGUUGGUAAUCCUUAUAGGUAAAAUUUUCAGAGAAUGUUUAGGUUCCUUAAAAUGCCAAGACCUUUGUGACUCUGCUUCAUAAAUGGACCACCGCAGGCCGAAAGGGCCAAUCAGAAGCCUGACGCGCACUACCUCAAGUCUGCCGUGCCCGUUAGUGUCUCCUCAAUAAAGGGCUGCCUUUGCGAUCGAUGAGCAGCCUGCCCCAUCUCCAGUGCCGUAUCAGCCCGAGCGGCUGAUCGAAUGUAUGCCCCUCGUAAGAGAUGAUUGACAGAUGAGCCAUCACACCUCUCAGGGACUUCCCUGGCUCUCUGCGUGUUCCUCAGCACCCCAAAUCCGCACCGCGCCAAACCGCAAGAGGAGACGGGCGCUUAGAGUGGCCUCACUUCUCCUGUGAUAAUUUUAAAUAAAAGGUCAUGGAAGCCGCUCUUGAUAGUGCUGAGCCAGGGCUAAACUAAACAUUGUUUCUCCCGGCCAUGUAAUUGUAAAUUAAAUAAUUUUUAAUCACGGCCAUUCCUCCUCUGAAGAUCUUAUUUAAUUGGGGGCAGAGAAUGUUUCCGCUUGCUGCUUGAAUCAGGGGCACAUUUAUUCAUUCUCCAGAUCCACUGUACCCAUACCUCAGGGCGGAGGAUUACAAUCACUGUUCAUAUUGCUGGUGACAGGGGGUUUUAAAGAAACUACUUGUGUGUACAGCAGAGGUGGAAACGUAGUCCUCACCAGUACUUUGUUCCAAUUCCCCGGAUGUCUUUUUUUGUUCUUCAGCCAGGAGGUAGAACUAAUUUCAUGGGUGGAAGAAACGUGUGGCAGGACUUUUGCUUUCUGACCCCUGGACUGUCCGCCUCCAGUGUACAGUGAGACGCGAGCAUGCCAAAAUGGCAGCACACUCACAUAUGGGGAGAUUCCUCCGAUACGGCCUGCUGGAUGCUAGGUUUAGGCGUUUUUGUGUAUUUUGUUGCUUUGCUUUUUGUCUUCUGUAUUUGGCGAGUUACCAUUUCUCAGGAAACGGAGGUGUUAAUACUCUGCAGAACAUGGUCUCUGGCCGGCUUUGGAUUUUGACGUUUUUAAAAAUUUCAACUGAACCUGGUCUGUUUAUUACAGGUGCAUAUGCAAGUGGUUAUUGAAUACCUCAUUUAUCAAGCUUUUUGUUUUCGGCUCAAAAUUGUACAACGCUCCAUUAUAAAAUCAAUCUGUGGGGGUUUGUGCAUAUUUUUGUAUUGUCAUUAACAAUAAUAAUAAAAUAUUAAUAUUA